This is a messenger RNA of Conger conger (European conger), 3203 nucleotides long. It is a transcript of the gene stk39, whose product is annotated as serine threonine kinase 39. Gene Ontology annotation, biological process: protein phosphorylation. Bases 8 to 1537 code for a protein of 509 amino acids. NCBI's taxonomy places the organism in Eukaryota, Metazoa, Chordata, Actinopteri, Anguilliformes, Congridae. The transcript is spliced from 18 exons. The record is from RefSeq and is a predicted model, not a curated record. Gene Ontology annotation, molecular function: protein serine/threonine kinase activity; ATP binding.
CAGCAUCAUGGCGGAGACGACCAUAUCUCCGGUAUACGUCCAAAAUCCGCAACCAGUGCCGACAACAAGCUGGCCAAUUACCCGGGAGUCCUAUGAGCUCCAGGAGGUUAUCGGCAGCGGGGCUACAGCCGUGGUGCAGGCCGCUCUCUGCUCCCCCCGGCAGGAGCGCGUGGCCGUGAAGCGGAUAAACCUGGAGAAGUGCCAGGCCAGCAUGGACGAGCUGCUGAAAGAGAUUCAAGCAAUGAGCCAGUGCAGCCAUCCCAAUGUUGUCACAUACUACACCUCAUUUGUUGUAAAAGAUGAGCUGUGGCUAGUCAUGAAACUUCUAAGUGGAGGGUCCAUGUUGGAUGUAAUCAAACACACGGUCACCGGCGGAGAGAACAACAAUGGAGUCCUGGAUGAACCUAUCAUAGCCACCAUUUUGAAAGAGGUAUUAGAAGGCCUGGAUUACCUGCAUAGAAAUGGGCAGAUCCACAGGGAUGUAAAAGCUGGGAACAUUCUUCUAGGAGAGGAUGGUUCAGUCCAGAUUGCAGAUUUUGGAGUCAGUUCAUUUCUAGCUACUGGAGGAGACGUGACACGAAACAAAGUUCGGAAGACCUUUGUGGGGACCCCAUGCUGGAUGGCUCCUGAAGUAAUGGAACAGGUACGAGGUUAUGACUUCAAAGCAGACAUCUGGAGUUUUGGAAUCACGGCCAUUGAAUUAGCCACCGGAUCUGCACCCUACCACAAAUACCCACCCAUGAAGGUCCUAAUGCUGACAUUGCAGAAUGACCCGCCCACACUGGAAACUGGUGCGGAGGACAAAGAGAUGUUGAGGAAGUAUGGCAAGUCCUUUAGGAAGCUGAUAACCCUGUGUCUUCAGAAAGACCCCACUAAGAGGCCUACUGCUGCGGAGCUUUUGAAAUGCAAAUUUUUCCAAAAGGCAAAGAACAGAGAGUAUCUAAUCGACAGACUGCUGAACAGAGCGCCAAAUAUUGGUCAAAGAGCCAGAAGGGUGAGGAGAGUGCCAGGGUCGAGCGGACACCUCCACCGGACGGAGGACGGGGACUGGGAGUGGAGCGACCACGAGCUGGACGAGGGGAGCGAGGAGGGAAAGGCCGCAGCCAAUCAGGGCAGGUCACGAAGGAUCCACGCAGAAGGCCAAGGAGAGGAAGCCAAUGGCAGGGGCGUCCCCGUCGACCGGCUGUCCGCCGGCCAUCCCCAGGUCCAGCCUUUUGAGGACCCCACCCCCUGCGCUCCAGGCCAGACUGCCGUUAACAUGGUGCUUCGCUUAAGAAACUCCAGGAAGGAGCUGAAUGACAUACGAUUUGAAUUUACUCCUGGUCGAGACACUGCAGAUGGAGUGUCUCAGGAGCUCUUCUCAGCCGGCCUUGUGGAUGGACACGAUGUCCUUGUGGUUGCUGCUAAUCUUCAGAAGAUUGUAGAGGAUCCAAUUACCUACAAAGUAUUGACCUUUAAACUGGCUUCAGGCAGUGAAGGCGCGGAGACGUUCGAUGAGGUGAAGCUGGUGGGCUUCGCCCAGCUGAGCGUCAGCUGAUCGCUCCUGGCCUGGUACGGGUGUGGAAGUGGGCGGAUUUGGGCUCGCGGCAGACGCACAGGAGAAGCACAGCCAGGCACUGCGAGCCUCUCUAUCCUGCGGUUCCCCCUGCUGCUCAUCGGAGCAGAACGCCAGUAGGAUGCUUCUGGAAUUCUACCAGAGCUCUGCUAGAAGUAAAAAUUCCACUGUAACUCCGUGGGAUCUCUGCUGAAACUCUGCUAGAACUCUCUGCUAAAACCCCCCACUAUAAUUAUGCUGCAGCUCUUCUAGCACUAUGUCAGAACCAUGUUGUAACUCUGUUUUAAUUCUACAUUAACACUAGAAAAUGAUAUGGCUGUCACUUCACCUUCGACUCCCUUUACAAGGACCAGAACUGAAAGAACUGGGGUAUAUUGGUAUAUAAACUCAGGUGGUAUAGUCAUUUUAGAGGAGGCUGUGCUAUUGUCAUACCUCUCCUUUCAGUGUAGCUUUAACUUCCCUUAUUUAUUGAACUGAGGAUACUUUCCUCCGUGUUUUGUUCCCAUUUUCAAAGUAAAGCGCUCGCGUCUUCAUCACGUGCAUUACGGAACGUACAAUUGAUGUAAAAAGCAAUUAGCGGGAAUAGUACUCACUGUCAGAAUGUAAAGUUUGUUUCAAACCACAUUUUGAUGGCUACAUUAUAAUUGUUGAAUUCAAUUUAAUGAACUGUACAGUGUCUCGAACAAAGAUUAAUCCAAGCAAAACGGGAAAAUGAGACGGCAGAAUAGGAGUGAGCCGUAAAAUCGCUUUUUUAAAAAGUCAGUGUUGAAAAUAAUAAUAAAAUAUAUAUUUAACAAAGAACAAAAACGCUGGAGGUGCCUUGCUCAUCAAAUUGUGCCUGAAGAUUUUGGCAGCAUUUCGCAGCCUGACCACAACGGGCUUCAAAGAGAACGCGUUCAUGGUUCAUACGAUAAGGAAGGAAGAGACCCGACCCUUAAAACACAUCGUGUGGUGUUCAUAGCACAAAGCCAUAGGCUAGGCAGCUCAUGAUAAACAACGUCCGUCACCUUAAUGGACAGUAACAGUUUCUGCAAUAUCUCUGAUUGUUGAUCAUUAGAGUAUGGCAUUUCCAUUACAGCCUUGUCCUCUUACAGAUAUUCUGUUGAAAUGAGUAUUUCACCAUUGAUUGCAAGCUUUGACAGAAAAGCUAUCGUGCACUUUUAGCCGCAGUAUAUGUACAGUAUGCCCUCCUUGGGCGAUUCACCCUAUGAUUUCUGCACAGAAUUGAACCUGUAAGCAUUGUCAGCCGUAAAAAAGAUACCAUAACUAUUAAAUAACACAUAAACUGCAAUACAUAGAUUUUACAGAACUUGAAUACUGAAAAAUAUGCUUAUAUCUUACUGCAUUGCAGAAAUGGUGUCUUUCUGAAACACAUUUAGUCUCAGAAAUAUACUGUAUAAUGAUGUACCUGAAAACAAAACCUACUGAAGAAUAUUGAGUCAUCAUUUGUCCGAUAAGUACAGUAGCUCUCAAGUAUUUUUUAAACUAUUUAAGUAAUACUAUUAACUAAUUAAUUCCCAAGCUGUUUGUUAUUGUGUUUUCUAUAUAUAGUAGUAUAUACAGUGUCUGCAUAUUAAUCCUGUCCCCUUAUAAGCAUUAUUUAAAAUGUCAGGAAAAAGGCAAAUAAAAUAUUGCUGUUAAAAAACAA